Molecule: messenger RNA, 363 nt
Organism: Aspergillus nomiae NRRL 13137
Lineage: Eukaryota; Fungi; Ascomycota; Eurotiomycetes; Eurotiales; Aspergillaceae
Exons: 1
Coding region: 1-363 (120 amino acids)
Source: RefSeq, a predicted model, not a curated record
AUGAUCGACUCCGUUCGGAUCUGCCCGCAUGGUCGGUUGACUAUGCUGGGCGCAGAGUUGCCUCUUGAAUACUGCAAGAGGCAUGAAACACUCAAUAUCGCGUGGUUGAACAACGUUCCACUUGUUUACACUUUGUUCCGUUGGUUCAACGGGGACACCAUCCACCGCAUCUGUCUCGAAUCUGCCGCGGAAUGGGUCGCGUAUGAAGAAACUAUGCUCGAUUAUGAGGCUUCGUCGGGAAUGUUCAAAAGAAAAGACUUCAAGUGCCUCCAAGAUCCUGUAGCUGUGGCGCAGAUGAUGCAAGAUGGCAGUCGCACCGUGGAAUCGGUUGUGUCUGACGUACGCGUGGUUACUAUCUUUUAG